CCUCCGCCCGGGCCCCCGCCCCCACCUCCCCCCGGGCCCCUUCUCCCUCCCCAUCUUCGGCAGCUGGCUCCAGCUCGGCAACGCCUUCGACCAGCACGACCUCGCCGCCCUCUCCCGCCGCUUCGGCGACCUCUUCCUCCUCCGCAUGGGCAGCCUCCCCAUCUCCGUCGUCUCCUCCCCCGCCCUCGCCAAGCAAAUCCUCCUCACGAAAGGAAAAGAAUUCGGGUCCCGCUCCCGCAACAUCGUCUUUGACAUCUUCACCGGGAAAGGCCAAGACAUGAUCUUCACCGAAUACGGCGACCACUGGCGCAAAAUGCGGCGCAUCACCACCGCCCCCUUCUUCACCGCCAAGGCCGUCCUCCACUACCGCGCGGAUUGGGAGGCGGAGGCGGAGGCGGUGGUGGAGGACGUUAAGAAAAACCCAAAGGCGGCGGUGGAAGGGGUGGUGCUGAGGAGGAGGUUGGAGCUGAUGGUGUAUAACAAUGUGUAUAAGAUGAUGUUUGAUAAGAGGUUUGAGUGUGAGGAGGAUGAGAGGUAUGUGAGGUUGAAGAGUGUGAAUGCGGAGAGGAGUAGGUUGGGUCAGAGUUUGAACUAUAAUUUUGGGGAUUUUAUACCUAUGUUGAGGCCAUUCUUGAGGGGGUAUUUGAAGCUGUGCAAGGAGGUGACUAGGAGGAGGUUGGACUUGUACAAGGAUACUUUUCUUCAAGAGAGGAAGAAUAUUUCAUCCACAAAAAAGAUAGAACACAAGGGCUUGAAAUGUGGUGUUGAUCACUUUCUUGAAGCUCAACGUAAUGGAGAGAUCAAUGAAGACAAUGUUCUUUACAUUGUUGAGAACUUGAAUGUUGCGGCGAUCGAGACAACUGUUUGGGCACUAGAAUGGGCAAUCGCGGAACUCAUCAACCACCCCGAAAUCCAAGACAAGCUCCGAACCGAGAUCAAUGCGACCCUAGGCCCAGGACACCAAGUGACCGAGUCGGAGACUACCAAACUCCCAUACCUUCAAGCCGUGAUCAAAGAAACUCUUCGCUAUAGAAUGGUUGUCCCGUGCCUACUCCCUCACAUGAACCUCCACCAAGAAAACCUAGGAGGGUUCGACAUCCCGGCAAAGAGUCGGGUCCUAGUCAACGCGUGGUGGAUGGCCAAUAACCCGGCCUAUUGGCACAAGCCGGAAGAGUUUAGGCCAGAAAGGUUCUUGGAAGAGGAGUCUAAGGUUGAUACAACCGGGAAUGACCUCAAAUACGUCCCGUUUGGUGUAGGACGUCGGAGCUGCCCAGGCAUUGUCAUUGCAAUGCCCGUUUUAGGCAUCACUUUGGGCAGGCUCGUGCAGAAUUUCAAGCUUCUGCCACCGCCCGGGCAGUCAAAAGUUGAUACCACCGAGAACAACGGGCAGUUUGCCACCCGGAUUUUGAAGCAUUACACAGUCGUUAUGAAGCCGAUAAAUUAAUGCCUGAGGCAUUUUUUUUAUCAAAAUAAGGUUACAACCACAUAAAUAAUAUUGGUGAGAGUUCUUGACUAUAAUAUUUCUAAAUUACUUUGUAAGCUCUACAACUUUGAUCACCAAAUUUAGAUUUCCUUUUUCCCCUUAAUUACAUGUGGUCGUUAUAAACAUGUACCAGUUAUAGCUAUUUGAAAAAUGAUGUACUAUUAAUAUAGUAUAUCUUUUGUAUCAAAAUUUACUACUCCAUAUAUCAGUACAA
This is a messenger RNA of Salvia splendens (bonfire salvia), 1697 nucleotides long. RefSeq names its product trans-cinnamate 4-monooxygenase. The coding region runs from base 146 to 1444 and encodes 432 amino acids. Gene Ontology annotation, biological process: lignin metabolic process. The record is from RefSeq and is a predicted model, not a curated record. The transcript is spliced from 3 exons. Lineage: Eukaryota; Viridiplantae; Streptophyta; Magnoliopsida; Lamiales; Lamiaceae. Gene Ontology annotation, molecular function: iron ion binding; heme binding; trans-cinnamate 4-monooxygenase activity.